Molecule: messenger RNA, 3202 nt
Organism: Epinephelus moara (kelp grouper)
Lineage: Eukaryota; Metazoa; Chordata; Actinopteri; Perciformes; Serranidae
Gene: rhot2
Product: ras homolog family member T2
Exons: 19
Coding region: 152-2008 (618 amino acids)
Biological process (GO): mitochondrion organization; small GTPase-mediated signal transduction
Cellular component (GO): mitochondrial outer membrane
Molecular function (GO): GTP binding; calcium ion binding; GTPase activity
Source: RefSeq, a predicted model, not a curated record
GUGAACCGGAAUCAUAUGUUUUCACCUUGGGUGCAUAUCGCUGUGGAGAGGCACACGCUUUAUUUUAAUAAGAAAUUUGACAUUCAAAUGAAAGAUAAAUGUCACUGUAGCACCGCAGCGAGCCGGACUGUCCGUCAAACAGAGAGCAAACAUGAAACAAGACGUGAGGAUACUCUUGCUGGGGGAGCCCAAGGUGGGGAAGACAUCCCUCAUCAUGUCUUUGGUUGGAGAGGAGUUCCCAGAAGAGGUUCCCCCCAGAGCUGAAGAGAUCACCAUCCCUGCUGACGUGACUCCAGAGAAGGUGCCCACACACAUAGUGGACUACUCAGAAAAAGAGCAGAGCGAUGAAGUCCUUAAAAAUGAGAUCAUCAAGGCUAAUGUGGUGUGUGUAGUGUAUGAUGUCACCAACGAAGACACGAUAGACAAGAUCAAAACUAAAUGGAUACCUUUAGUUAAUGGGGACGCAGAGAAAGGGAACAAAGUUCCCAUCAUCCUAGUGGGAAACAAGUCUGACCUGCGCUGUGGGAGCUCAAUGGAAACCAUUCUUCCCAUCAUGAACCAGUUCUCUGAGAUUGAGACGUGUGUUGAGUGUUCUGCAAAGAACUUGAAAAACAUUUCAGAGCUGUUCUACUAUGCACAGAAGGCAGUUCUUCACCCCACUGCCCCUCUUUAUGACCCUGAGGACAAACAGCUGAAACCACUGUGUGUCAGAGCCCUUAGCAGAAUAUUCUACAUUUCCGACCAGGACAAUGACCGUAUCCUCAGCGACGCUGAACUCAACUGCUUUCAGAAAUCUUGUUUUGGGAAUCCUCUGGCACCUCAAGCCUUAGACGAUGUGAAGACAGUAGUUUGGAAGAACACCAGCGAUGGGGUGCAAGACAACGGCCUGACCCUAAAUGGUUUCUUGUUCCUUAAUACAUUAUUUAUCCAGAGGGGCCGACAUGAAACCACGUGGACUAUCCUCAGGAAGUUCGGCUAUGACGACAACCUUGAGCUGACUGAUGAUUACCUUUAUCCUGAACUACGAGUUCCCAUCGGCUGCACCACAGAGCUCAAUCAUGUAGGUCACCAGUUCCUCCAGCGGCUGUUCGACAAGUACGAUGAAGACAAAGACUCUGCCCUGUCGCCGGCAGAGCUUAGAAACCUGUUCUGCGUGUGUCCUUACAUGCCGUGGGGUGCAGAGGUCUACAUGACUGUCCCAACUACAGAUGAGGGCUACAUCUCUAACAAAGGCUACCUUUGUCAGUGGACGCUUUCUGCAUACUUUGACAUCCACCGUUGCCUGGAGCACCUAGGAUACCUAGGCUAUCCUAUCCUCACUGAACAGGACUCACAGACUGCCGCAAUCACAGUAACACAGGAGAAAGAGGUGGACCUGGAAAAACGCCAGACACAGCGGUCAGUGUUUCUCUGCAAAGUGAUUGGACCUCGGGGGACGGGCAAGACAGCCUUUCUCCAGGCCUUUGUGGGCCGCAACGUUGUGAAAAAGGGAAAUUCCAACAGUGCCUUCUCCCCCUAUGCCAUAAACACUGUCCAAGUGAGCAACCAGGAGAAGUACCUUAUCCUCAAUGAGGUGGAUGUGGAAGUGGAGUUCCUGAAGGCAUCAGACGCUUCCUGCGAUGUUGCUUGUCUCAUGUAUGACGCCAGUGACCCUCAUUCCUUCGACUAUUGUGCCAGUAUAUACAAGCAACACUACAUGGAGAGCAAAAUCCCAUGUGUGCUGGUUGCCUCCAAGGUGGACCUUCCUGAGGUCAAGCAGUUCCACGGGAUGACUCCAGCAGAGUUCUGUUACAAACACCAACUGCCUCCGCCGCUGCCCUUCUCCAGCGUGUCCCUCGAUUCCACCAGCAAGACCAUCUACUCGAGGCUCGCCUGGGCAGCAGUAUACCCACACCUGAAUGGUUCAGACAUGAGCAACACAUCGUUCUGGCUGAGAGUGGCGUUGGGCUCGGCCGUGGUCGCAGUUCUGGGCUUUGCCAUCUACAGAGCCGUCGCCAGACUGAAAUGAUCAACAACCAUUUUUUUCGUUUUUGUUUUUAUUUUAUCCUGAUGCUCCAUUGAUCCAUCCAUCAAGACCAAACCUCAGCGACCAGAUUCAGAGCCACCGCAUCAUUUUACGUUUCACCCCAAAGGCUUCCAGAAAACUCUUCAUAUCUCUGCCCUUCUUCACUUUGUCCCACCCUCUGAGUCAGUUGAUCGCAGCGGCCCAAAAGCAAGUGAUCAUACUUUUCCCCACGCUGUUGUGCCCAGCUUUUUCUGCCUUACAUUGUCCAGCCAGGUUAAGCAGGAGUUAGCCUGUCAGCGCUCGGUGCAUUGAUACACGAAGAACUGUUCACAUCCAAACAGGUGCUUUAUCAAAGGGGAGGAAAUGAUGCGUCAAAUCUAUUGCUUUCCCCUAAAUGAUCUGUGAAGUGUUAAUGGUGAGAAGGGAGCGUUUUUAUAUACAGCAUAUUCAGUGUUUCCUAAGCAUAAUGUAGAAAAAUGCCAAAUUGACUAGACUGAAGAACCAAAGGGCAGCACGUGGAGCAUUAGCUGCCACUGAAUCUUUUGCUGGAACUCCCCAAUGAACUACGCUCUGUCUUCUGACCAUGCCACCACAGAUACUCAAUGUUCAUAUCUGAUUUGCCAAAUAAGUCCAGCAGCAACGAGUAGUCAUAGCAUGUUAUCUGCCCCUCAGGCAUAUUAUCUUGCCUGAGAAUGAAUUAUUUUAAUGUUUUUAGCAGUGAGGUCUCUGCUGACACUGAUCUGCUGUGGCAGGGAGGGGUGUGCAUGAAGAAAAACGAUGGAUUGUUUAUGCAUCUGCAGUAAGUCAGAAAAUAUUUUCUCCCAUAGAAGGAGACGAGCCUUGAGAAUGACAAAAUGUUAAAAGAACAAUCGGGUCAAAUUAAUCUCUGCUCACAAUCAGCUUCCUUCUGUUCACACUGAAAUGAGAUUCAUUGAUUUUUGAUUGAGACUGCAAUAGGUCUGUGAUUCUAUUUAGAUACACCUGACACUGUGCGUACACUUUGACCUUCUUACAUAAUCCGCCAUUGAAUUGUUUCCCCAACAUGAGUCAGUCAUGUUAUGUAUGUUUUGUUGCUUGAUUUAGCUCGGGACCUGCUGUUUCUGCAGAAUACACUUCUGUGACUUUUAAAAGAUGGCUGUUUUUCUUACUGAAAUUGAACUGAUUUAGAUGCUUAAUAAAAGACCAGACUAGACUGGG